UUUUCUAAAAACAAUUUCUCCAUAACUAGCAUCUUUCAUUUUUUUACAAUUGAUGAAACUCUUCACCAGAAAAACCAUAAACCCUCGUAGCCCCUUUUUACAUCACAAUCCCAACUCUUAAACCCUAAAAAUGUCGUCUUCUCUCGCCCUCCGCCACGUCCGUCGCUUAUCGAUCUCCGCCGCCUUCAGCGCCGCCGCGGAGUCACCAUCCCUCCCAAUGACCCGAGCCCAGUACACAUCCAAGCUCCGAACCGAAUACGACCCGAACAAAGUCUUGGAAUUGUACCAAGCCGUCUCUAAGCUCGACAUUUCGCCCCUCUUUGCUCGCCACGCCCAGGACUUAACCGUCAAGCGUCUCGCUAAAGCUAAGCGUUUCGAUGACAUUGAGAAGCUCCUCGAGGCGAAGAAGAGUGAUCCCAAGGCUAAGGAAGAGGCUUUUGUGAGUACUUUGAUUAGGGCUUAUGGGCUUGCUGGGAUGCCUGAUCACGCUAAUAGGGUUUAUGAGCAAAUGGGUGAGUUGGGUACGCCGAGAAGUGUGGUUUCGUUUAAUGCGUUGUUGUCUGCGUGUAAUCAUUGCAAGUUGUUUGAUAGAGUGUGCCAACUGUUUGAUGAAAUGCCUGAGAGGCAUGGGUUUUUGCCGGAUAAGGUGUCGUAUGGGUUGUUGGUCAAGGCCUAUUGCGAUGAUGGAAAGCCUGAAUUGGGGGUGGAGAAGUUGAAGGAAAUGGAGGAGAGAGGGGUUGAAGUGACUGUGGUUACGUUUACGACGAUUUUGCAUGCUUUGUAUAAGAAAGGGAGGGUUGAUGAGGCGGAGAGGUUGUGGAGUGAGAUGACGGGUAAAGGUUUUGUGCCAGAUACUGGGGCGUAUAAUGUGAGGGUGAUGAAUGCUCAGGAUGGGAAGGUUGAGGAUUUGGUGAAGAUGAUUGAGGAAAUGAAGGAGGCGGGGGUCAAACCGGAUACAAUAACUUAUAAUUAUUUGAUGACUUGUUAUUGUAAGAAUGGGAUGAUUGAUGAAGCGAAGAAGGUUUAUGAAGGACUGGAUGAUUAUGGGUGUAAUCCUCAUGGGGCUACAUUUGGGACUCUAAUUCAUUACUUGGCUAAGAACGAGAUGUUUGAGUAUGGAUACAGGGUGUUUAAGGAUAGUGUGAGGGGUAAUAAAAUGCCAGAUUUUUGCAUUUUGAAGCCAUUGGUGGUUGGGUUGGCAAAGAGGAAGAGUAAGAAGCGUGCCCAAGGGAUUAUCCGUGCUGCUAAGAAAAAUUACCCACCUAGUUUCUUGGAAACAUUAAAAAAGGUUGAAGAAGAGCUUGGAUUGGUUGGUGAUGGUUCUGUUGACUUAGAAGAAGCUGCCAGUGCGAGUGAGACCUGUUAAUUAUCUUGUUAUACGCCCUGUUCGGAGGAUGCUGAUGAUAUUUCAAAACAAGAAACCCAGUGGAAGUGGAACGGAGAUAAAUGACGAUGAAAAUAUCUUCACUGCUCACACAUGACUGAUGAGUCUCAGAUAUAAUUUCAAAUGAGUGAAUGACUUAAUUAAUUUGUUCUAAGAUCGUUGGUUUAUUGUGGAA
This is a messenger RNA of Daucus carota subsp. sativus, 1559 nucleotides long. RefSeq names its product small ribosomal subunit protein mL103 (rPPR7). Gene Ontology annotation, biological process: mitochondrial gene expression. Gene Ontology annotation, cellular component: mitochondrion. Lineage: Eukaryota; Viridiplantae; Streptophyta; Magnoliopsida; Apiales; Apiaceae. The coding region runs from base 131 to 1366 and encodes 411 amino acids. The transcript is spliced from 2 exons. Gene Ontology annotation, molecular function: protein binding. The record is from RefSeq and is a predicted model, not a curated record.